Penicillium verrucosum is the source of this 258-nucleotide messenger RNA. RefSeq lists its product as uncharacterized. The record is from RefSeq and is a predicted model, not a curated record. NCBI's taxonomy places the organism in Eukaryota, Fungi, Ascomycota, Eurotiomycetes, Eurotiales, Aspergillaceae. The transcript has 3 exons. Bases 1 to 258 code for a protein of 85 amino acids.
AUGUCUUCUGAAGCGGAAACACAAAGCAAUUUCGUCUUUUCGGAUGAAGAAGACCGCCCAUAUAUUGCUAGCUCUGAUCUGAAUCCAAGGUUUCGCGUGGGAGAUAAAGUCUAUCUGCUAGGCUCCGAUGGAUCUCGUGACGGUCCUUACCUCGUGGCAUCGGUAAUUUCUCCUCACGAGUGUAUUCUUAGCCUCGAGAACGGGCAGACUGCCAAGGACAGCGAGAUAAUAAAAAUGGCGAAACUUGAGGCUGUAUGA